Messenger RNA from Sipha flava (yellow sugarcane aphid), 468 nucleotides. Its product is annotated as piggyBac transposable element-derived protein 4-like. Bases 1 to 468 code for a protein of 155 amino acids. The record is from RefSeq and is a predicted model, not a curated record. The transcript has a single exon. NCBI's taxonomy places the organism in Eukaryota, Metazoa, Arthropoda, Insecta, Hemiptera, Aphididae.
AUGGAACCAGGCGAGGUAUUGGCCGUCGAUGAGACAAUCGUACCUUUUCGUGGCAGAUUAUUAUUUAGACAAUAUAUACCGGGAAAAGCUCAUAAGUACGGUGUAAAAUUUUUUAAACUUUGCGGAUCUAAUGGUUAUACUUAUAACGUUCAAGUUUUUGGAGGAAAGAGUCAAGUGGAUGGAAAGGGAUUGGGUUGUAGAGUUGUUCUAGAUCUAUGUAGAAAAUAUUUAAACAUGGGACGUACAAUGGUCACGGAUAAUUUUUACACUUCAAUUACACUUGCAAGCGAACUUUUAACUAAUGAUACACACUUAGUAGGAACUCUGCGAUCAAAUAGAGUAAAAUUACCUGAAAUAACAAAAAAAAUGUUAAGUCCCGGGGAAAUAAUCGGAAAGGAAAAUUCAGACGGUAUUAUUGUUGCGAAAUUGCGUGAUAAAAGGGAUGUAACUGUUGUCGACAAAACAUAA